AUGUCGUGGAAAGAAUCCAAUACUCAUUUCACCAUUCUGCGGAACGCUGAAGCCGGGCAGUAUGGAGUUAUCGCCGCCAUAGCCUACAAUAUUGAGCAUGUGAUAGGUCUAGUACAGGCCGCCGAGACAGCUCGUUCACCCCUCAUCAUCCAAUUCUUUCCCUGGGCGAUCGAGAUCACUGAUGGGUUGCUCGUGCGCACCGCCGCAGAUGCCGCGAAGCGUGCGAGUGUACCAAUUAGCAUACACCUCGACCAUGCACAAUCCGAAACAAUAAUCAAGCGAGCAGCGGAGCUACCCUUCGACAGUAUCAUGGUUGACAUGUCCCACUACGAGAAGGAAGUCAACCUGAAGAAGACCCGCGAACUGGUGCGGUACUGCAAUGAACGGCAGAAGGCUACCGAGGCCGAACCAGGUCGCAUUGAAGGUGGAGAGGAUGGUGUAAUGGAUACUGCGGGAUUGGAAGCGUGCAUGACAACAGCUGAGGAGGUGGAUGAGUUCGUCAGCACGGGUGUGGACGUGCUUGCUCCAGCGUUUGGGAAUGUCCACGGCGAGUAUGGGCCGCAAGGGCCACAAUUGGAUUUUGAAAGGCAACUGUUUAGAUUCAAGAGUGUCCGUAGCCAGGCAAAUGGUCGAGUCAGGUUAGCUUUACAUGGUAACAAUGGGUUUUCGCCUGAGUUAAUGAAGCGCUGCGUGGCUGCGGGUGUCAGCAAGAUCAACGUCAACCGCCUCGUCUUGGACGACUACUACGACCAUCUUCGCGCGAACGUGGAUAAAAUUACGCACACUCAACUGAUCGAGGAGGGUAUUCAGAAGGUCGCCAAUCUGACCGUCAAGUGGAUGGAAAUUUGCGGCUCUGCCGGUAAGGCAUGA
Molecule: messenger RNA, 870 nt
Organism: Penicillium verrucosum
Lineage: Eukaryota; Fungi; Ascomycota; Eurotiomycetes; Eurotiales; Aspergillaceae
Product: class II fructose-bisphosphate aldolase
Exons: 2
Coding region: 1-870 (289 amino acids)
Biological process (GO): carbohydrate metabolic process
Molecular function (GO): zinc ion binding; aldehyde-lyase activity
Source: RefSeq, a predicted model, not a curated record